Molecule: messenger RNA, 3662 nt
Organism: Pyrus x bretschneideri (Chinese white pear)
Lineage: Eukaryota; Viridiplantae; Streptophyta; Magnoliopsida; Rosales; Rosaceae
Product: receptor-like protein 7
Exons: 2
Coding region: 407-3433 (1008 amino acids)
Molecular function (GO): protein binding
Source: RefSeq, a predicted model, not a curated record
AACUCGCUACAUUCAAAAUAUGUUGAUGGAUUAGAUUGUAUAACUCACUACAUUCAAAGAUAUGUUGAGGGCAAGGGCGAAUGAUUUUUUCCGUUUGGUGCCUAAAUCUUCAACAUGCCUCGAAAUUCAUGAGUUAUCCAAUCCUAUGAGCGUGGGGCGUGAGAUUUUUGUGAUCAUCCUAUUUUUCAUAGUUGGCUCUCAUGUCAGUCAAUGGUGACAUUAGUCAACAAAGAUCUAAAUGGAAAUAGCAAUCUUUGCAGCCCCAUUUCCUCUUUCCUUCCUUCUCAUUUUUCCAGAAAAGAUGGGAGGAGACUUCUAAGUCAGAUAAUUCAUAAAUAUAAUGGUCUUGCUAGGUUCCUCAAAAUUAAGCCACCACACCCAUUAAAGUUUUUCAAAAAAAAAAAAAAUGAGAAGUUUGCUGCACUUCUUCCUGUUCUUGAUAAUUAUCAAGUUAGUUCACGGCCGGUGUGAUGCAGAUGACCUAUCGGCAUUGCUCCGCUUAAAGAAGAUAAGCCCGCCACCAGAAGCUUUUGUUCCCCCCAAGCUUCUGUCAUGGAAUUCAAGUACCAACUGCUGUGCUUGGGACGGUGUUACUUGCAGUACUGACGGUCAUGUCAUCGGUCUUGACGUUAGCGGUGAAUUUCUCGAAGGCAGGAUUGACAAUUCAAGCAGUCUCUUCGACCUUAAACAUCUCCAAAGCCUCAAUUUGUCCCGCAAUUGCCAAGUAGGCAAAGGCUUUCCAAUUCCACCUGCAAUUGGAAAGCUCACGAAUUUGAGAAAUUAUAAUCCCGGAUACACUCAGUUAAAACUCUAUAAUCCGGAUUUAAGCACGCUGGUUCAGAGCCUCACGGAGCUUAGAGAGUUAUAUCUUGAUGGUGUAACUGUAUCAGCAUGGGACACUGAAUGGUGCCAAGCCAUAUCAUCUUCACUCCCAAACCUGAGGGUGUUGAGCUUGUCAGCUUGCAAUCUUUCAGGUCCUAUUGAUCAGUCCCUCGCUAAACUUCAAUCAUUAUCGGUGAUUCGAUUGGAUGACAAUGAUCUUCCUGUGCCACUUCCAGGAGUCUUUUCCAACUUCUCAAAUUUGACAUCCUUGAGUCUCCGUUCAUGUUUGAUGCGCGGAACAUUUCCUGAAGAGCUCUUCCAGGUACCCACUCUACAAACUGUUGACCUUUCCGAUAAUCCACAACUUCAUGGUUCCUUUCCAGAAUUUCCCAGGAAUAAUUCUCUUCAGUCCUUGGUUCUAAGCAACACAAAGUUUUCAGGGAUAUUGCCAGAUUCUAUUGGCAAUCUCAAAAUGUUGUCGAUGAUAGAUAUUUCAGGUUGUAGUUUCUCUGGAUCAAUCCCAAAGUCGAUUCAAAAACUCACACACUUGGUUCAUUUGUAUAUGUCAUCAAAUAGGUUCAGUGGUCCUAUUGAUUCUAUUCACUGGGAAAAACUUGUUAAUCUGCUAAAUAUUGUUUUGGACUCGAAUUUACUCAGUGGGAGUAUUCCAUCUUCGAUUGUUUCUCCACCCUUUUUGGAGGAACUACUGCUUUCCCACAAUCAAUUCUCCGGUCAACUCCCUGAAUUUUCAGAUGUUUCCUCCUACUUAGUUAGCCUUGAUCUAAGUUUCAAUAAUUUGGAAGGACUAGUACCCUUGUCUGUAUAUAAUUUUCGAGGGCUUGAAAUCCUUGAUCUUUCUUCAAACAAUUUCAGCGGCUUUCAUUUUAACAGUCCUCAACAGUUGAGUAAUCUUUCGGUCAUUAAUCUUUCGAACAAUAGCUUGUUGGUUUUAUACAAUGGUACAACUUCCUCAUAUUCCCCAUUUCCUCAAAUUGUGAAUUUGAACUUGGCUUCUAACAAGUUGAGAACAUUCCCGGAUUUCUUUAGAAAUCACACUGGCUUAAUUGUUUUGGACCUUUCACAAAACCAGAUUCAAGGCACAAUUCCUAAUUGGAUUUGGGGGCUCAUUUCACUUAAUAGUGUCAAUCUUUCUUGCAACUCCUUCGUGACUCUAGAAUUGCCAUUAACUAAUUCUUCCAGCGUGUCUGAGCUUGACCUUCACUCAAAUCAACUUCAGGGACAAAUCCCAGUUUUCCUACCCUAUGCCGGUUAUCUAGAUUACUCAAGAAAUCAUUUCAGCUCAAAUAUACCAACUGACAUUGGUAAUUUCCUUAGCAUGACUAGGUUCUUGUCUCUUUCAAAUAAUAACUUGCAUGGGAUCAUUCCAGUUUCCAUAUGCAAUGCAAGUUUGGAGUUUCUUGAUAUGUCCGAUAACUCUUUGAGUGGCAUGAUUCCUCAAUGUUUGACCGCAAUGAGCAGUCGAGUACUUAGUUUAAGGAGAAACAACCUUACCGGAACAAUUCCUGGUGGAGUUCUUGAAUACUGUCGUUUCAGGAUUCUAGACCUUGGUGAAAAUCAAAUAGAAGGUCAAGUUCCAAAAUCUCUAGCCAACUGCACAGAACUAGAGAUUCUAAACCUUGGAAUCAAUCAGAUGAUGGAUACUUUUCCAUGCUUUUUGAAAAACAUCUCCACCUUGCGCAUUAUGCUUUUGCGAUCCAAUAAUUUAUAUGGAGGGAUUGGUUGUUCAGAGACCAAUGGCACCUGGCCAAAGCUUCAAAUCAUAGACCUAGCUCACAACAAUUUCAGUGGUGGAAUACCAGCAAUAUCUUUGACAACAUGGCAAGCAAUGAUGGCUAACAAAGAUGAUUCCCGAUCAAAGGCUAGGGCUCUAGAAUUUCCAAAUGAUCCAGGGAGAGCUGUGGUUGAAUUUGAUUAUUAUGCUGCAAUAACAGUUGUUGGGAAAGGUUUGGAGAUGGAUCUGCAAAAGAUUUUGACCAUCUUCACCUUGAUUGACUUCUCCGGUAACAAAUUCAGCGGAUCGAUACCUAAGGAAUUGGGUGACCUCAAAUCCUUGUAUGUCCUCAACUUGUCAAGUAAUGCUUUCACCGGUGAAAUCCCAUCAUCCUUGGGUAACUUGCGAAAGCUGGAGUCCUUAGACCUAUCAAGGAACAAGCUAAGCGGGCAAAUUCCACCAGAGUUUGCAAAGCUCAACUUCCUUUCGUUCUUGAAUCUUUCAAAUAAUCAACUGGUCGGCAGGAUCCCAACAAGUACUCAGUUUACGACAUUUCCCAAAGCCUCCUUCACUGGAAACAAAGGAUUAUGGGGGCCUCCUUUGACAGUGGAUAACAAAGCAGGAUCACCACCACCACCAACAUUAAAUGGAAGUCAGCAAAAUUCUGGAGAUGAGAUUGAUUGGGAUCUUAUCAGUGUCGAAAUUGGAUUUGUAUUUGGCUUUGGAAUUGUAGUCGGGUCACUUGUGUUAUGCAAGAAAUGGAGUAAAUGGUAUUACAGAGCUAUGUAUAAAAUCCUUGUUAAGAUAUUCCCUCAGCUUGAAGAAAGAAUCAAUCCUCACCGAAGACAUGUUCACAUAACUCAAAGGCCGAGAAAUUGAAAUUGUUAUGAGGAGCAAUGUAGCUGGCCUCCUUGUUAUGAUUGUGUUCUGUAAGAAAUAAGAUAUUUGCUUCUGCUGUCACAUAAUUAUAAAUUACGAGAUGUAGUGUGAGCUUGUUCUGUUACUUUUUGAUAUUUUGAUGUUGCAAACUUUAUUUGUAAAAGGUGGAUUAGAGUUGCCUGCAUUUCAUUCUUGUUUUUGAAUGCCAGGACUAUCAAUGUUUUCAACC